Messenger RNA from Triticum turgidum subsp. durum (durum wheat), 954 nucleotides. NCBI's taxonomy places the organism in Eukaryota, Viridiplantae, Streptophyta, Magnoliopsida, Poales, Poaceae. The record is from the annotation of a GenBank genome assembly.
AUGGUAACAGAAUUGAUAGGCGGAGGGUUCAUACUUGGUUUCCAGGCAUGCCAUAGCAUCGUCGACGGCUUCGGAAUGAUCCAGUUCAUAAAAAGCAUAGGUGAUCUUGCACGUGGCGAGGUGCAACCGGCAGUGUUAUCCGUGUGGGAGAGGCAUAUUCUGAUGGCACGCACUCCUCGACGCAUCACCGACAUCGACCCCACAUACACACAGGUUCUAACUGGCUCUGAGUACGAUGCCAACAGGAUUGUCAACGACAUUAUGCUAUCAACGACAGUCGAGAGCAUGGUGCACAAGUACUUGAUCUUCAGUCCGAGAGAGAUAACUCAUUUACGAGGGUAUAUCGUCCCAUCGCUUCUCACCAAACCCGCCACCGCCUUCGAGCUUCUCACUGCUGUAAUGUGGCGCUGUCGGACGAUAGCGCUUGGCUACGAGGUCAAUACAAAAGUACGCCUCAUCUUUACAAUCAAUGCCCGUGGGAGAUGGAAGCGUGAUUUUCCCAUCCCACGGGGAUACUACGGAAACGCCUUUGUAUACACCAUAGUGGAGAUCACGGUAGGUGACCUAUGCGGGAAGCCACUCGGCCACAUUGUGGAGCUAAUUCGUAAGGCCAAGACCGACAUGUCGCUGGAACGGAUGCGGUCAAUGGUGGAUAUGAUGGCACUAUUGCGUAGGCGGCCGACUUUGCCUGCGCAACAAGUCUACUGGGUGUCAGACAAUAGUCACAUUGGAGGUGACACAGUGGACUUUGGGUGGGCGGAGUGGGUUGGUGGUGACAUGCCAGUCCCGAAGCUAUCAAGCUUCCACACUAGAUGCAAGGAUGUACAUGGCGAGGAAUCAAUCAUUGUGUCAGUCUUAUUGCCAGGGUCGGUGGUGGAUAAGUUUACCAGUGAGAUCGCCUCCUGGUUGAACAAGGACAACGGAGGCAACUACUUUACACCUAGCUCCCUCUAG